UUUCUUUUCCCCCUAGCAUUUUUGAAACGUUGGGGUUGUUGGAGUGGUUGGAUUUUCCCUGGAAUUGAGUGAGAAAUUCAGAAGACUGAAGCCCAGGCUUACUGUCUACCUUUCACGGAGGCCUAGCCGUGAGAGGACAGAAGAAGGCACGUGGCGAAUCAUGACAGCUGACAAAGACAAAGACAAAGAGAAAGAGAAGGACCGGGACCGGGACCGGGACCGAGAGAGAGAGAAACGAGACAAAGCAAGGGAAAGUGAGAAUUCUAGGCCACGCAGGAGUUGUACCUUGGAAGGAGGGGCCAAAAAUUAUGCUGAGAGUGAUCACAGUGAAGAUGAGGACAAUGACAACAAUAGUGCCACCACAGAGGAGUCCACGAAGAAGAAUAAAAAGAAACCACCGAAAAAAAAGUCUCGUUAUGAAAGAACAGACACUGGUGAGAUAACAUCGUACAUCACCGAGGAUGAUGUUGUCUACAGGCCAGGAGACUGUGUGUAUAUCGAGAGUCGGAGGCCAAACACACCGUAUUUCAUCUGUAGCAUUCAAGACUUCAAACUGGUCCACAACUCCCAGGCCUGUUGCAGAUCUCCAACUCCUGCUUUGUGUGACCCCCCAGCAUGCUCUCUGCCGGUGGCAUCACAGCCACCACAGCAUCUUUCUGAAGCCGGGAGAGGGCCUGUAGGGAGUAAGAGGGACCAUCUGCUCAUGAACGUCAAAUGGUACUACCGCCAGUCUGAAGUUCCAGAUUCUGUGUAUCAGCACUUGGUCCAGGAUCGGCAUAAUGAAAAUGACUCUGGAAGAGAACUUGUCAUUACAGACCCAGUUAUUAAGAACCGCGAGCUCUUCAUUUCUGAUUAUGUUGACACUUACCAUGCUGCUGCUCUCAGAGGGAAGUGCAACAUCUCCCAUUUUUCUGACAUCUUUGCUGCUAGAGAGUUUAAAGCCCGAGUGGACUCUUUUUUCUACAUAUUAGGCUACAACCCUGAGACGAGGAGACUGAAUAGCACCCAGGGAGAAAUCCGCGUUGGCCCUAGUCACCAGGCCAAGCUUCCAGAUUUGCAGCCAUUUCCUUCUCCAGAUGGUGAUACAGUGACCCAGCAUGAGGAACUGGUCUGGAUGCCUGGAGUUAAUGACUGUGACCUCCUUAUGUACUUGAGGGCAGCAAGGAGCAUGGCGGCAUUUGCGGGAAUGUGUGAUGGAGGCUCCACAGAGGAUGGCUGUGUUGCAGCCUCGCGGGAUGACACCACUCUCAAUGCGCUGAACACACUACACGAAAGCGGUUACGAUGCUGGCAAGGCCCUGCAGCGCCUGGUGAAGAAGCCUGUGCCCAAGCUGAUCGAGAAGUGCUGGACUGAGGACGAAGUGAAACGCUUCGUUAAGGGACUCAGGCAGUACGGCAAGAACUUCUUCAGAAUCAAAAAGGAGCUGCUUCCCAAUAAGGAAACAGGGGAGCUGAUCACCUUCUAUUACUACUGGAAGAAGACCCCCGAAGCAGCCAGCUCCCGGGCCCACCGCAGGCACCGUAGGCAGGCCGUGUUCAGGAGAAUUAAGACUCGCACUGCGUCCACACCUGUCAACACACCCUCUCGGCCCCCCUCCAGUGAAUUCUUGGACCUGAGUUCAGCCAGUGAAGAUGACUUCGACAGUGAGGACAGUGAGCAGGAGCUGAAGGGUUACGCCUGCCGCCACUGCUUCACCACCACCUCCAAAGACUGGCACCACGGGGGCCGGGAGAACAUUCUGCUCUGCACCGACUGCCGCAUCCACUUCAAGAAGUACGGCGAGCUCCCGCCCAUCGAGAAGCCUGUUGAUCCCCCGCCAUUCAUGUUCAAGCCCGUCAAGGAGGAAGACGAUGGCCUCAGCGGGAAGCAUAGCAUGAGGACGCGGCGGAGUCGGGGCUCGAUGUCGACACUACGUAGUGGUCGGAAGAAGCAGCCAGCCAGCCCUGAUGGUCACACCUCGCCCAUCAACGAAGACAUCCGCUCCAGCGGCCGGAACUCCCCCAGUGCUGCCAGCACCUCCAGCAAUGACAGCAAAGCAGAGACAGUGAAGAAGUCGGCCAAGAAGGUGAAGGAGGAAACCACAUCCCCUCUUAAGAGCACCAAGCGCCAGCGGGAGAAGGUGGCCUCUGAUACGGAGGAGGCUGACAGGACCAGCUCCAAGAAGACGAAAACCCAGGAGAUCAGCCGGCCCAACUCGCCGUCUGAAGGCGAGGGAGAGAGUUCAGACAGCCGCAGCAUCAAUGAUGAGGGCAGCAGUGAUCCCAAAGACAUCGACCAGGACAAUCGCAGCACAUCCCCGAGCAUCCCUAGCCCGCAGGACAAUGAGAGUGACUCGGACUCAUCAGCCCAGCAGCAGAUGCUGCAGGCUCAGCCCCCAGCCUUGCAGGCAUCCGGUGGGGCCACCCCAGCUGCCUCCACGGUGCCCCCGGCAACGCCCCAGCUUCCCACGCCAGGGCCCAUGCCCUCUGCCACUGCAGGCCCCCCACAGGGCUCCCCCACAGCCUCCCAGCCCCCUAACCAGCCGCAGGCUCCAGUGGUGCCCCCUCCCCACGCCCACAUCCAGCAGGCCCCUGCCCUGCACCCCCAGCAGCUGCCCUCACCCCACCCUCCGCUGCAGCCUUUGAGCGGGCCGGCCGGCCAGGCCUCCGCACCACCUCACACCCAGGCCCCCCUGCAUGGUCAGGGCCCUCCUGGCCCUCACAGCCUGCAGGCCGGGCCCCUGCUACAGCACCCAGGCCCCCCACAGCCCUUCAGCCUCCCCCCGCAGGCCUCCCAGAGCCAGGCCUCUCUGGGGGCCUCCCCGGCAGCAGCGCACCCUCACACCGCCCUGCAGCUCCCAGCCUCUCAGGCAGCCUUGCCACCCCAGCAGCCUCCGCGGGAGCAGCCGCUGCCACCAGCGCCCUUGGCCAUGCCCCACAUCAAGCCCCCGCCCACCACACCCAUCCCCCAGCUGCCAGCACCUCAGGCCCACAAGCACCCCCCGCACCUCUCGGGGCCCUCGCCCUUCUCCAUGAAUGCCAACCUGCCGCCCCCACCGGCCCUUAAGCCCCUGAGUUCCCUGUCCACACGAGGCAGCGCGGCGGGGGGGGCAUCCUGCUCACUGCCCCCUGUGCAGAUUAAGGAGGAGGCUCUGGACGAUGCUGAGGAGCCCGAGAGCCCCCCUCCCCCACCCAGGAGCCCAUCCCCUGAGCCCACCGUGGUGGACACCCCCAGCCAUGCCAGCCAGUCCGCCAGGUUUUACAAACACCUGGACCGGGGGUACAACUCAUGUGCGCGGACAGACCUGUACUUCAUGCCGCUGGCUGGAUCCAAGCUGGCCAAGAAGAGGGAGGAGGCCAUUGAGAAGGCCAAGCGGGAGGCUGAGCAGAAGGCCCGAGAAGAGCGGGAGCGGGAGAAGGAGAAGGAGAAGGAGCGUGAACGGGAGCGAGAGCGCGAGCGGGAGGCAGAGCGGGCAGCCAAGGCAUCCAGUUCGGCUCACGAAGGCCGCCUCAGCGACCCCCAGCUUGGCGGCCCCGGCCACAUGCGGCCGUCCUUCGAGCCGCCGCCCACCACCAUCGCCGCCGUGCCCCCAUACAUCGGGCCCGACACUCCUGCCCUUCGGACUCUGAGCGAGUAUGCCCGGCCCCACGUCAUGUCGCCCACCAACCGCAACCACCCCUUCUACAUGCCCCUCAACCCCACCGACCCCCUGCUGGCUUACCACAUGCCCGGUCUCUACAACGUGGACCCUACCAUCCGGGAGCGGGAGCUCCGGGAACGGGAGCUCCGGGAGCGCGAGAUUCGGGAGCGGGAGCUGCGCGAGCGCAUGAAGCCGGGCUUCGAGGUGAAGCCCCCGGAGCUGGAUCCCCUGCACCCGGCCACCAACCCCAUGGAGCACUUUGCGCGGCAUAGCGCGCUCACCAUCCCCCCAACUGCCGGUCCCCACCCCUUCGCGUCCUUCCACCCGGGCCUGAACCCCCUGGAGCGGGAGAGACUGGCCCUGGCGGGCCCCCAGCUACGGCCCGAGAUGAGCUACCCUGACAGACUGGCGGCCGAGCGCAUCCAUGCAGAGCGCAUGGCGUCGCUGACCAGCGACCCCCUGGCCCGGCUGCAGAUGUUCAACGUGACUCCUCACCACCACCAGCACUCGCACAUCCACUCCCACCUCCACCUCCACCAGCAGGACCCCCUGCACCAAGGUUCAGCAGGCCCAGUUCACCCACUGGUCGACCCCCUGACUGCUGGCCCCCACCUGGCUCGCUUCCCCUACCCUCCUGGCACCCUUCCCAACCCUCUACUUGGACAGCCCCCUCACGAGCAUGAGAUGCUGCGCCAUCCGGUUUUCGGCACCCCCUACCCCCGAGACCUGCCUGGGGCUAUCCCACCCCCCAUGUCGGCGGCCCACCAGCUGCAGGCCAUGCAUGCCCAGUCGGCCGAGCUGCAGAGACUGGCCAUGGAGCAACAGUGGCUGCACGGACACCCCCACAUGCAUGGCGGCCACCUACCAAGUCAGGAAGAUUAUUACAGUCGACUGAAGAAAGAAGGUGACAAGCAGUUAUAAGUUAUUUAUUUGUUAACGCUGGCUGUGGAAACCCCAAUUCUUGGGGGGAGAAACAGGACUUUUUACACACAAUAGGAGCUGCAAAAAGCAAAAAGAAUAUCUUCUAAAGGUUUCUUUAUAUAUUUAAAAGCCCCACAACUAAAAAUGUAUCCGCAUAAUAGUGUUCGUUUGUCAAGAGGAUUUCCUGAGACUGGUUUGGGUCUCCCUGCAUGACAGUCCCCCAGAAACUUAGUGAGUCCUGGACUGGACUGAACAUUCAGAAAGCUUCCCUGCAAUCUUGGGGUUUGGCUUUAGUUUUCCUUCCCCGACGUCUCAGUAGGUGCUAGACUCCAGUCCACACCCGUCACUGUGCGUGCAGACACACCGGGCUGCGUGUGCUCCAGAACACACAAGGUUUGCAGAUAGGCGGCAUGAGUUUGGAAUCCAAGAGCUAUAAUUUUUAAAAAAUCUUUUAUUUUAAUACAUUGUAGGAAAUCUUCAUAAUUUGAGAAAGUUCUGCAGCAUGGCUUUUUACGUCUGUAAAUAAAUACUUUUAGAACAGUCUUUUUUUUUCCUUCCACAAACUACUAUUCUGAUCUAUUUUUUCCAGCCAUGUCACUAAUUGUGAAUUCCUACCAGCUAUUGACAGAAUACAGAGUUGAUUUUUUAAUAAAAAGUUAUAUAUAAUUAUCCCUUUAAUUAAAGGGAGCAGAUGGGCGUUACUAAUUACAGAUGGGCAGAAGCUUGGGACUAGGCUUGGUCACAGCAGUGAGCAUCCAGGGGUUUGCAGGGACAAUGUGACAGACUCUUUGUUUUGCUGCUUUGAUUUCCACUUCUGUCUGUUCCUAGCACGGCUCUGCCAGCGGCGCAGACAUCUGUUAGGUCACACUUCUUUCGUUUUGCACAAGGAGUGCAGGGGUUAAGUGUCCCCUUUCUUUUCCCGUGUCACCCUUCUGUUUCUGCGGGAUAGAAAGCACAUGUUUAUGUGUGUCUGAUUGUAGAUUUCCUCGUAGAUUUCUAUGCACACACAUUUGAUUGUUCUGGAUGAAUUGCCUUUUUUAAUACUCUGAAAAUUUCAUCAGCAUUCUAUAACAUUCAAGAAAAUGAUUCUGUACAGAUAACUCAGCACAUGAAAGACCCAGGACAUAUGCUUGCCAAAGGAAUCUGUUAGAGGUCCACCUUCCACAUGUGUCAUCCUAUGGCUCUUCCUGUGGUGAGGACCAGGCCUGGUCAUCCUUGCCACAGACAGCGGCUGCUUUUGAGUGAGGGAGACCCUGGCGGCCACAGGGUCCUGGGUGCGGCCUGCCUUUGUGCCCCAGGAGCCGCUCUGUGGAUGGUGACCCAUGUCAGGCCAGGAGUCCCACUCGUCCUGGAAGUAGGAAUGAGCGUCCCCCCGUGAAUGUGAAGUGGGAAAGCAGGCUUGGCCUGGGAGGGCCGUGCUGCCGGAGGCUACCCUUCCCAGCAGGGCUGUCCUAGCGACGGCCUGCUUGCUCUCUAGCUUGCAGACGGAGUGCACUUCCAGAGCAGAGGGUGGGAAUGCUGGGGCGUCUGCCUCUGUUGGUCAAGCUUUCUGGCUGGGUGUGACCUCUUCGAGCCUCUUGUCUCGGCCUGUUGAGGGCAUUUCUGCCAUUGUGGUGGUCACAUCCAAGAAUAGAAUUUACAAAAAGAGACCGCACUGUGGGUCAGCAGACACUAAGUGUGACCAGGACCCAGGCUGCAUAGGGGGCAGGAAGAGAGGCUGAUCGUUUGAUCCAGAAACCAGAAGAUACUGGCUCAGAUUUAGGUUCUGGUCUCCAACGUGCAUCAGGGGCAUUUCCAGUUUCUGUUAAAACCACGUUUGGUUUCAGUUGGGAUAGGAUCCUUUUGUCUAUUGACAGCGCUUGUAGUUUGUUCUUUCAUUUUCUCUCAUUCCAUUUCUGCCUUAGCAUUAGUUACUUAGAGAGGAGGCGAGCUCAGAUGAACCCUUUGCCAUCAGACCUCUGCCGCCUUGGCACAGGGCAUUUGCUUUCUUUGGGGAGCUGACGUGCUGUCCAGUCAGGCUUGUCCUCGGGGCACCCUGGGCUCUGAGGGCGGCCUCUUCCCACUGGGCUCCCAGACUCUCUCCCUUUUUUUUUUCCUUUUUGGUAGAGCACAGUGUCUACUGUUCAGUUAAACCUUCUCUAUCUCCUCUCUGUCAUCCAUCUUUCCAAAGAAGAGAAAGAGUGAGUCCUUUGAAGUCUGUACUUGAAACUGUCCAAGGUGUCCUCCUGGUACGCUGGGUUUCUCCCCACCCUCGAGGUGAAGCACUGAGAUUCUCCAUUAAAAACCCACGACCUGAAUGAACCCCUCGCCUGGUCAGUUGCGAUUUGUGUAGGAGGCCCGGCCUUCGUGGUGUCUUGAAGCCCAACCCCUGGUUUCCUUCGGACUUUCCCUCGUUCUGUUGGCGUUUGGUUUGCUUUCCCGUGUUUUGUAUGUACCUUGUUCAGUGUCGUCGAGGUUAAGCUUCACCGCGGCAGAGCAGGGCAGAGCGCACAUUCUGGUCUGCUACGUUUAUAUAUAUCUUGAAGCUAAAUGUAUAUACGAGUAGUUUGCCAUGAGAUAACACAGUGUAAACAGAGUAGACACCCAGAAAUCGUGACUUCUGUGUUCUCUCCAUUUGAGUAUUUUGUAAUUUUUUUGAAAUAUUUGUGGACAUAAAUAAAACCAAGCUACACUACAACCCCGGG
Carlito syrichta (Philippine tarsier) is the source of this 7224-nucleotide messenger RNA. It is a transcript of the gene RERE, whose product is annotated as arginine-glutamic acid dipeptide repeats. Gene Ontology annotation, cellular component: nucleus. Gene Ontology annotation, molecular function: transcription corepressor activity; sequence-specific DNA binding; chromatin binding. The coding region runs from base 161 to 4540 and encodes 1459 amino acids. The record is from RefSeq and is a predicted model, not a curated record. NCBI's taxonomy places the organism in Eukaryota, Metazoa, Chordata, Mammalia, Primates, Tarsiidae. Gene Ontology annotation, biological process: regulation of DNA-templated transcription. The transcript has 23 exons.